AUGGCCGCCACCACGCAGAGCGCCUACGCCGGCGUCGGCGGCGCUGGCCAGGAUCUUGACCCGAGCGAGCCGCCGUCGUUUUUCGUGCGGGCGCUGUACGACUUUGAGUCGAGCGACGCCAGCUCCCUCUCGUUCCGCAAGGGCGCCGUCAUCGAGGUGCUCACGCAGCUCGAAUCGGGCUGGUGGGACGGUCUAAUGGACAACGACGUCCGCGGCUGGUUCCCAUCCAACUACGUCGAGCCCAUAUCCGACGAGGAGGCUGAGCUGGAGCUUGCCGCACAGGCCGCGGCGCAGGACCAGUUUGCGCGCGCCGGCGCCAGCCCAGCGGGCUCGACCGCCAGCGCGUUUGCCGGCCUCGGUCUCGGAGGCGGCUUCGACAGCCUCCACACCCUCAUCAAGGGCGAGGGGCUCGGCGCCAGCGACGCCUUCGGCCAGCUGGCAGAGGCGGCGAUGCUCGAUCCACGGCGGGGCAUGUUUGGCCUCGGCGAGUCGGUCGACGGCGGCAGUUCUGGAGGCGACCAGAGCCGGCGCUUUUCCCGCACCGGCGGUGCCGCUCCGCCGCUCAACCUCGACGUGCGCAACUCGACCAUCAGCAUGAGCUCGUUCGGCACCACCGACGCCAGCUCGCGCUUUGACUCGCCCGUCCACUCGGAUCUGACAUCGCCGCAGACCCGCAGCCAGUCAAACUCGGUCAGCGAGGCCGACCGGUCCAAGGAGCGCAUCGGCGGCAGCGCAUCGACGUCGGCUGCCGAGCGCGAGCGCCUGCGCGCGAUGUCGCUCUCGACGACCUCCGACCCGCGUCAGGGCGGCUACCCGGCGUCGCUCGGCGUCAGCCCGCUCGGUCGGCCGAGGGCAGCCACGGGUUUGCAGGCGGGUCAAGCAGAUCUCGGCAACGGCAGCGCGCCGUACAGCACGCUGCAACGGCACCAGCAGCAGCUGCAAAAGGGCGACGGCGAGCUCUGGGUGCCCAAGGUGACGGACCGCGGCGAGGUUGUCUACCUCAACACUCGCACGCAGGCCAUUUCUCAGGAGGCCCCGACCACCAAGACGUCGAGGUCCUCGCUCGAGGACGUCGACGGGGCCCGCCCGCCGUCUUCGGCCAUGAUGCGGCCGACGGGCUCGUGGCAGGGAAGCUCGGCCCAGUCGAGGCGGAGCGGGACCAACAGCGCCAACAUGUCGAGCCGACCGUCGUCCUCGAACGCCACCAGCAACUCACGCCCUUCGUCGGUCAACAGCAACCACACGGCGGUGCUGAUGGGCGGCGGGGGCAGCGGCGCUCGCAGUUCCCGCCCGCCGGCUCGCAACGCCGUCGAGUUUCUUCCCAACCCGAGGGACGUGCCGGCUCCCUGGAAGCUCCGACUGACCGACGACGAGCGCCACUUUUUCUUCUGCCACAAGCUCACGCGCGAGGUCCGCUACGAGCUGCCGACGGACUCUGAGCGCCGGCCGACGCGGAGCCGCGCCAGCAGCUCCAUCAGCCUGCACGACGAGGUGCUGGAUCCGGCCAUGAUGGACGGACGCACGUCGAGCAUGGGUGGAGCGGACUCGGACGACUCGGAUCUCGACGGGGCGGUCGCAUCGAAGCUGCCGGGCAAGUCGCCGCGAGGCCGGAUCCGGCUUUCGCAAUCGUCUGCGGCGGCCAAGGACAACGACCAGUGGGGCUUGGCGUCGAUCGCCCACGACCCGAUCUUCGCAGCGACCGCCAAGCCUCCUCCGCCCACGCUAGUCGAGGAUGGCAAGGCGGCCCUCGAGGCCCAGAGGCAGCUCGGACCGGGACAGCCGACCCAGGUGGCGGUGCUGGUCCGCAAGGCGCACGAGGCGAUCCGGUCCAUGGCGGCCAUCGCCUGCGAGCAGAUGGGCACCGACGGCCUGAGCGAUGCGGACCGCGGAGGCCCGAUUGUGUCCGACGACGGCCUCUACCUUCCUAGGCUGGCCACGGCGGCGGUCUCGGUGGUGGCGGCCAUUCGAGAGGUCCUUUACGCGGCCGGCUCGCUGGCGCUGCUCUCUGCCGACGCCCAGACGCUGUCGGGCCUGCUUGUGCUCGACGCCUCGGGUCGCCGCGCGGGUAAGAGGCCGGCGGGCGCCGCGCUGCUGGGACCAACCGACUUUGCCGAGGUCGUACGGGCGCUCCAGGGCAGGACGUCGUCGGACGCCAAGCUGCUGCGCCUUGCUGGCGCCUCGACGGCCGACCAGGUCGCUUCGAUCCCCGCCUUCAUGUACCCGAUCGGGCGCAAGAUCAACGCCACCAUUUCCAAGCUGGUGUUGUCGUCGAGGCAGGUCAUCGAUCACACGGUGACGCUCAGCUCGUCGCCGACGUCGCGCAAGGAGAGCACCAUGACCGAGCUCGACGCCGAGACGUUCGAAAAGAUCUACCAGUGCCGGCAGCGGCUGCGCGAGGAUGCUCUGGAGCUGAACCGGUUGCUGCAGUCGUUUGGCGACGAAGCCGAGCGGGCGCGGGCCAGCGCCCUCUUCACGUCGAGCGGUCGGGGCUGGCUGAGGAGGAUCGAGGGCGGCGUCGAGGGUCGCUCCGGCCUGGGCGGCGCGGGCGCGACGACGCUGGGCGGCGGCAUGGCGGCGGGCUGGCAGGGCAACGGUUUCGCUCUGCCGACCGCCUACGAGACCGCGGCGCUGCGCACCGAGGCUCAGGGAAAGUUCAACAACCCGUUCGAGCUCAAAAAGGACUUUCACAAUGCGCUCGUCCGCGGCCGGGCAGCGCUGGUGCGGAGGCCGACCUCGCCGCUGUCGCAGAGCCUCCUGCCGGCCCUGCAGUCGCAGCAGGAUGCCCUCAAGGAGGACCUCGACGCUCUGCGGACCAGCUUGGAAGCGCCUGGCUCGCAAGAUUCGUCGUCGAAACGAGCAGAGGCGGCGCUUCUGCGCUGCGGCACUCUGCUGGCCCUCGUCGAGGAUGUCGAUGUCGCCUCGUCGGUCGACGUCGAUGGCCUGACGGCAAAGGAGAUCCAGGGAUCGGCCAUCAAUCAGCGGAUUGCCUCGCGCGCGGAUCAGGCACGGACCCUCGUUCGUCGCCUUGGUCUGUUGAAGCAGGCCACCUACGACGCCAGCUCGGACCUGCUCGUCGCGAUCCAGGAGGCCUCCUCGGCCGCCGACGCCCUAGAGCAGGCUGCCCGGGCAUCGAGGGCGACCGAUGUGCUGUCCCGCCUGUCAUCGGCACUAGUCAAGACGCUGUCCGACUUGGCGCAGGUGGCCGAAGACCAGCUCAAGGACGCGGCGCCUCACCUCGGCGCGCGAGCCAUUGUCUACGAGCUGGACGGCGACCAGGAGCUCGCUCGACAGCCGGUGACUUCCGCCGCAGACGGCGCGAUCGACGGUGCUGCGAUGCCCGCUGCGACGGGCGGCGGAGGGCGCUCGUUUAGCGUGCCGACGGUUGCGACGUCGGGUGCCGACGAUGACCCUGCCAGCGAGACCGAGGUCAUGUUCCUCGGGCCGGGCAUUGCCGUGCCCAAUGGCCCGCGCUCCCGCAACCGGAGCCCUGCUGGCGCGAUCGGUUCGUCGGGCUCGGUGCCGCCCGCCGCUCCCUCUACGGGCACCUCGUCGUCCUCGGGCGCGGUGCUGUCCUCAUCGCGAGGCGGGACGCUGGGCUCGAUCGUCAACCGGCAGCGCUCGACGUCUGUGACGACCGGCGGCUCGACCCGAUCGAUGCAGUCGCUGCAGGAGACGACGCGCAGCCUGCUCAGUCGCCGCGGCACGCUGGCCGAUUCACACACGCCCACCAGCAUCGACGAGGGCGACGAGGGCCGCAACUCCGGCCAGAGGGCGCGGCGGAUGCUGGGCGACGAUGCGCCGCUCUCGGCGCAGUCAACCCACGAGAGCGAGGCGAGCAGUAUCAACAGCAGCCUGAGGCGGCGCGAAGAGGAGCUGCCGUGGUACCUCGAGCCGGACUACGACCCCAACGACAUCCUCAUGGGCGCCGACGGCCAGGUCAAGGGCGCCACGCUCGAGGCGCUCAUCGCCCGCGUCACCAACCACAACUCGUUCGACACCAGCUUCAACAACACGUUCCUCAUGACCUACCGCUCGUUCACCACGACCGAGGAGCUGCUCGAGCUGCUGUUCGCCCGCUACCGGAUCGCGCCGCCCGACGGGCUGACCGAGGACGAGCUGGGCGUGUGGACGGAGAAGAAGCAAAAGCCGAUCCGCCUGCGCGUCUUUAACUUGCUCAAGUCGUGGCUCGAGGGCUACUUUUACGAGGGCGAGGACGACCGCCACCUCGACCGGGUGCGCCGCUUCGCACUCGAGGAGAUGUCGCAGUCGCCCUCGAUGAAGGCGCCCUCGCACCAGCUGGUGCGCCUCGUCGAGCGCCGGCAGGGCGAGGGCGAGCAGAUGAUCCGCAAGAUGGUGCUGCCGACGUCGGCGCCGCCGCCAAUCCUGCCCAAGAACCUCAAGAAGCUCAAGCUGCUCGAGAUCGACCCGCUCGAGAUGGCGCGCCAGCUGACGCUCAUCGAGAGCCGCCUCUACAACCAGGUCAAGCCGGCCGAGUGCCUGGGCCUCAAGUGGACCAAGCCGGGCAACGAGGUGCACGCCAAGGGCAUCAUGGAGAGCAUCAACACCCACAACCGCAUCAGCGCCUGGGUGGCCGAGGCCAUCCUGCGCCAGGAGGACCUCAAGAAGCGCUCGACGCUCAUCAAGCACUUUAUCGGCAUCGCUGACCGCUGCCGCGCGCUCAACAACUUUUCCGGCAUGUGGGCCAUUGUCUCGGCGCUCUCGACGGCGCCCAUCCACCGCCUGCGGCGCACCUGGGACGCCGUCAGCCAGAAGCACGUCAUGAUCUUUGAGAGCCUCGAGACGCUGAUGAGCGCCAGCCGCAACUGGGCCAACUACCGCGAGCUGAUCCACAAGCUCAACCCGCCCUGCGUGCCGUUUCUCGGCCGCUACCUGGGCGACCUCACCUUUAUCGAGGACGGCAACCGCGACCGCCUCAAGGACGACGUGCGCCUCAUCAACUUUGGCAAGCGACAAAAGACGGCCGAGGUCAUCCGCGAAAUCACCAUCCACCAGUCGACGCCCUACAACCUCACCCCCGUGCCCGCCAUCCAAAAAUUCAUCGACGACAACCUCGUCGAGAGCCGGACCGCCGACGAGCUGUACGAGCAGAGCCUGGCCCUGGAGCCGAGGGAGAGGGAGGACGAGAAGAUCGCCCGCCUGCUGCAGGAGAGCGGCUUCCUUUGA
Molecule: messenger RNA, 5184 nt
Organism: Pseudozyma flocculosa PF-1
Lineage: Eukaryota; Fungi; Basidiomycota; Ustilaginomycetes; Ustilaginales; Ustilaginaceae
Exons: 3
Coding region: 1-5184 (1727 amino acids)
Biological process (GO): Ras protein signal transduction; positive regulation of GTPase activity
Cellular component (GO): plasma membrane
Molecular function (GO): protein binding; guanyl-nucleotide exchange factor activity
Source: RefSeq, a predicted model, not a curated record